AUGCCCACCAUCGCCUUCUUCGGCCCAACUGGCGGAUGUGCCAACGCCUGCCUGGCCUAUACCCUCCGCAAUGGCUACGACGUGAUCGCCCUCGCGCGCACACCCUCCAAACUAACCGCUCAACUCCUUGAACAACCAGGCUUGACCCCCGCCCUGCUCGAAAAACAUUUGCACAUCGUCCAAGGUGACGCGACGGACGUCGACGCCGUGACGCAAACCCUGCUCGUCCACGACGACGGCGCAACCUGCACCCUGGUCUCCAGCAUCAUCUCUGGCAUGGGCGGCACGGGCACUAUGGCCUUCACCAAGCCGUCGCCCUGCGACAAGGUACCCUUGCGCAUGCCGACGCUGCCGCACAUCACCAUCGCAAACCCGCACAUCACGGAGCAGUUCACGCGGACGCUACUCGCGGCGCUGAGGGGGCUGGCGGCGCGGUUCCCCUCAUACGCAGCGUAUAAAGAGGCGUGUCCGCGACUAACGGUGAUCUCGACGACGGGAAUCCGUCGGGGCGUGAAGGACCUGCCGACACUGAUGAAGCCGAUGUAUGCGAUGAUGGGGGUGCCUCAUGCAGACAAAGAGCAGAUGGAAAAGGUGUUGGCGGCGGAGCUGGGGCGCGAGCAGACGCUGCUGUGUCGUGGGCUGGUGAUUGUACGGCCGAGUUUUUUGAGCGGGGAUCACCGAAUUGCGGCCGAGGGUGAGGACUCGGGAUAUGGGCGGUUGAGGGUUGGGACGGAUGGAUCACCGGCGGUUGGAUAUACGGUUGGGCGGCCAUUGAUUGGGCAGUGGAUCUUUGAGGAGAUUGUCAAAAGAGGUGGGGAUCGAUGGGUUGGUGAGGGGGUAAUGUUGACCGAGUAA
Penicillium macrosclerotiorum is the source of this 855-nucleotide messenger RNA. RefSeq lists its product as uncharacterized. Bases 1 to 855 code for a protein of 284 amino acids. The record is from RefSeq and is a predicted model, not a curated record. The transcript has a single exon. Lineage: Eukaryota; Fungi; Ascomycota; Eurotiomycetes; Eurotiales; Aspergillaceae.